Molecule: messenger RNA, 1239 nt
Organism: Talaromyces stipitatus ATCC 10500
Lineage: Eukaryota; Fungi; Ascomycota; Eurotiomycetes; Eurotiales; Trichocomaceae
Exons: 2
Coding region: 1-1239 (412 amino acids)
Biological process (GO): regulation of transcription by RNA polymerase II
Molecular function (GO): zinc ion binding; DNA-binding transcription activator activity, RNA polymerase II-specific
Source: RefSeq, a predicted model, not a curated record
AUGUCCCGAAGACGCUUUCAUACGAAAAGUCGUUAUGGCUGUUUACAGUGCAAACACAGCCGCAAGAAAUGUGACGAGAAUCGCCCUCAAUGUGGACGAUGCGAAAAGGCCGGACAGCACUGCUCCCUGUCCGACAUAUCAUCGAGUUUGAUGUUCAUAUCCACUGAUCCUACAGCUGAGAGGUUCAAGAAAAUUUUAAAUGUCGUUGAGAGACAACCUAAUAGUGAAAUGGCAAUUUCAUCAACAGUCUUCCAUGGCCGAAGCACCAACACCUCCCCGGCUGAUACAUCAAGUUGUCCAUCUUUCACAUCUACUUCCGAAAAUGUCUCCGAAACCCACAUUAGCGAUACAGAAAAAGAGCGUCUCCGACUGAUGCACCACUACACUCUACACACAGCCAAGACUCUCGCAGAGCUCAGCAUACCCACAGACAGAGACCAAACAAUCUGGUCCGACUUUGCGGUUGACCUAGCCCUCGAACACGAUCUUGUUCUUCACGGUCUCCUAAGUUUGAGCGCUCUCCACCUAGCACUACGUGGUAUCUUCAAACAGAGACACACCAUACUAGCAAUCCACCACCACGAUCUAGGGCUAGCAAUAUUCCGAACCCAUCUCACAAAUAUUACUAGCCACAAUUACGACUCCAUAUUUGCGUUUACAUGUAUAGUCAUGCUAUACGCGUUCGGUAUCCAGAGAUGUUCUGAAUCUACGGCGAAUACAAUCGCAAAGGUACAUCAAAUUCUUACAUUAAUCUCAAACUCUCGGCCAAUCACGAAAUCCCAUAUGGAUGCAUUGAGACAUAGUCGCUGGUCUGUAAUGAUGAUGUCGGAGCCGUAUCCAACACUAGAUCAGAAACUGCCCGAUGACAUGGAAGCCAUGCUCGCUAAGCUUGCACAACGUGUUGCUGUCACAGCCAAGACGGCGAGUCAGGCUGAUGUCUAUAAUGCAGUUGUUCAGAGCUUGAGAUACAUUCUUAUACUCACGUCGACACCGAGACCGGCACAAGUCACGUUAGUCAUAUUUCCGAUGUUGAGCCCAAGAGAAUACUGGGAUAUGAUGAGGGACCAUGAUCCGCUGGCACUGGCCGUACUGGCUAACUAUGCUGUUACACUUCACUGGCUGAGAUAUAGUAUAUGGUUAGAAGGAUGGGGGAAGGAGACCGUUGAUGCAGUGCAUGCGACGCUUCCACCGGAAUGGCAUGAUUGUAUAAACUGGGCUGUCGAGCAGACUAGAUUAUAA